GAAAAGGAUCUUCAAACUGCCAUGAUUGCAGAAAAGGAAAUGGCUGCUCAGGUGGCUCAGUGUGAAGAAACCAUUAAACAUUUGCAAAUCGAAUCAUCUUCAUUAAAUUCAGCACAAGAAUUGAAUGAUAGAACAAUUACACAUAAAAAGCAAAUUAUUAGUGAGCUACAGCAAGAAAAUGAUACGCUGAAGCAGAAAUUGAAGGAAACAUUGUGCAAGGCAAACGAAAGUGAAGAACAGGUCAACACUCUGAGCUUGGAAAUAAAUAUGUUGAAAAUAAAACUGAUGGAAAAGACUGAUCUUGCUCAAAACUUGGAAAAGCAAAUUGUCAAACAGCAUGAGUACUUAAGCAGGGCGAAUGAAACUCUCAAGGAUACGAAGAAGGCAGCUGGUAAUAAGAUUCAUCAGAAGGAAAACAAAUUGUGUGCUUUGCAAAAACAGUUAGUGGAGGCUCAAACGCAAUACUCGGCCUGCUAUGAGGAGUUGCUCCACAGAGAAAAACUCAUGCAAAAGCUAAGAGAAGAAGCUAUACAAUUGACAGACCAAAUAUCACAGCAUUCCCAGGACAUCAGCAAGCUCAACACUGAGAAGCAGGAAAUCGAACUGCAAAUGGCAGUAAUUGCUGAGAAGCAUAGAACUGCUCAACAAGAGGUGAUUAACAGAGAUCAGAUUAUUCUAAAAUUGAAGACAGACUUGAAAACUGCACAGGAGAAAUAUACAGGUUCACAGGACGAACUUGGUGUUCAGCAAGCUGAGAUCAACAGACUUCACGAAAAAUUGGAAGAUCUGCAGAAUGAAAUUCGCAACCAAAAGCAUGUUCGCGAUGAACUGGAAAAUCACCUGAGCCAAGCUGAAAAGUCUAUUCAAGAAUCUGCACAUGAACGGGAAAUGCUCAUGCAAGAGAUACAAGCCAAUAAAAAUAAUAUAGCACAAUUGCAGAAUGAUUUGGAUAUCACAAAGCAAUCUUACAAUAUUGAUUUGGAACGAUGGUCACAGAAGAAUGUUUUGUUGCAAAAGGAGCUGGAUUCGACCAUACUUGAAUUGCAGGAUAGUCUUGGUAAAGUGCAAGAAUAUAAGACGAUUACAGUGCAACUCAAAGAAGACCUGGAAAAAGCAAACCAUCUUCAUCGUGAGGCUGCAAGCCGAGUUGUACAGCAUCAAGAUGUUAUCCAAAAACAGAAUGAUGAGAACUUGCAUUUAAGAGAGCAGAUUGAUCGCUUAAAUGAUGAAAUUAUAGAGAGUCACCAUCAGGCAAAAGAUUUUGAAUCUACAACAGAUCUGUACAAACAGAAAUAUCAAGCAACCACUGAUAGAAUCCAAGAUCUGGAGAAACUUGUACAGAACUUUGAAGAAGAAUCAAAAUAUUCAACUAAUCAGAUGUUUGAGCUGAAUGAUGCAGUCCAUAAUUUAAAAGAUGAAAUGGUGACCUUGCGACAUCAAUAUGAAGAAAAAUGUAACCAAAUUGAAACUUGUGAAGAAAUGAUUGAUCAACUGUCAGACGAGUUGAAUGCAAGUCAACAGAACUUACAGAAAAACAAAGAUCACAGUGCUCAGUGUGAACAAUUGAUCGACAUUUUAAAAGAUGAGGUCCAGAAAAUGCAAAGAGAGAUUACAGAUCAAAAGGACACAAUACAACAACUCCAAUCAGACUUAACACAGUAUCAAAUCAACCACGGUCAUUCCAAUGAGGAGUAUAAUGUGCAGACUAGACAAAUGGAAUAUUUACAGAAGGAACUUGAAACUGUGAAAAAUGUUUGCAAUGAAAAAAUCAGUGAAGUUGAAAAAUAUGAGCAAACCUUGUUCAAACUCAGAACAGAGAUAGCAAAGUCUUCUGAUCAGCGACAGAGCUAUAUAAAUGAAGUGGAAAGUCUUGAAAAGACUUUGCAAACCCUUCAACUAAGUGGAGCAGCUUCUGAACAUAAGCAUAAACUAGAACUUGUACAACUGCAGCAACAGAUUACCCAACUUGAAAAUGAUCUUACAGAUUCACAGAGAGCUUGCAACCAAAAGAAUCAGGAAAUAUGGAAAAGAGAUGAUCUCCUGCAAAAGAGAGAGACUGAUCUUCUGCAGUCUCAAGAAAAUCUCAAAGAGAAGGUGGAAGAACUGAAAGCUUUUGAUAACUUAGCCAAGGACCUGAAAGCAGGAAUGCAAGAAUUACAGAAUCACAAGAAACAGAUUGAUAAAGAAAAUGCAGCACUGAGAACAGAGAUUCAACAACUAAACCAGGAGCUGCAGGAUACUCAUCAACAGUUCAGACAGAAAGUUCAGGAGCUUGCCAGUCAGGAACAAAAGCUGAUUUUAAUGGAGUCAAACCUUCAAGCUACUGAGAAGCAUCUCAAUGACCAGAUAGCUGAGAUAGUCCGUCAAGAACAAAGGCAACACAAAUUGCGUACUGAACUCAAAACACUUAAAGAGCACCUUGAAAAUACCAAGGAAGAGGUUAACAAGCACAAACAAAUUGAAGAGGACUUAAAACACGAACUGAAUAUGAAGAAACAGCAAGAACAGCAGAAUUUCCAGGAAAUCCUGAAGCAUCAGCAUGAUAAUCAGAAGGUCGAGUUCGAACUGACCAUUGCUAAAGAUCAUGUCCGAGUUCUCCAGCAACAGAUUAAGGACCAGGAAAGUCAUAUAUCUGCACUGGAAGAAGAGUUGAAACAGCUACAACAUAAAUAUCAUAAUGUCUGUGAAGAGCUACUGAAAGAGAAGUCUCACGCCAAAGACUUUCAAUUCAAGAUGUCUACAGCUGAGAUAAAGACAAAAAACCAUGCUGAAGAGGUACAAGAAUAUGAAGAAAGACUGAAAGAACUUAGUGUCCAGUUGAAUCAAGCACUGAAAAAAAAUAAAGAAAAUCUCAAAGAUUUGGUCACCAAAGAUGAACAACUGAUUAUGCAUGAAAAGGAGAUGGCUGUUUUAUGUGAGAAGCUCAAAGAAAACAUGGAAGAGUUGGAGGCUCAGAAACAGGCUUUGGAAGCUGUGCAAAGAGAUAAUAAUCAGUUCCAUGAGGAAAGUGAGUUAAUGCUCUCAAAUGUCAAUAAAUGGAUCACAGAGCAAGGGAAGGCAAAUGAAACUUUGGGUGCAAAAAUCAAGGAACAAAACCAACUUGUCUCCCACUUAACAGCAGACAAAGUACUUUUACAGGAAACCAUUGGUAGUUUAAGUCAAGAAUUGAAGAAAAUAAAAACGGAAUUAGAAGAAAAGAAAAAUGAUACAGAACAAAUCUGGGCAUUACAGAAUCAUUCUGCCAAUCAGCAGAUACUGCUCAAUCAACUCAGAGGUCUUCUGGAAGAUCAAGAGCAUGAACAUGAGAGUCUUAUAGCCAAGAAACUUGCAACUAUUGAAGACAUGCACAACAAAUUGAAAACCAAUAUUGAGUCAAUACAGCUGUUGAACGAACAGCUAAACACACUCAGUAAAGUAAACCUAAAACUGAAACAAGAGUUGGAAAAAGAGCAAAUUCGCUGUCAUCAACUUGAACUGCAGUCAGAAGCCUUCAAACAGACCAUCUGUUCUCUGAGGAGCCAACUGAAGGAUCAACAAUACCUGGACCAUCCACCAAGCCAGCAAGUAUCUUUACCUGAAGGAACUAUAUUUUCUGAUCCAGCAAAACUUUUAAACAGUUCCCAAGGACUUGAACAAAAGCCGAACAGAGUUUUUUCAAUGGAGAGUGUAGAAGAUUUAACCAGAGAGGAUCUUGAAAAAUCAGUGAAUACUGAUCCAAUGAUACCAGACAAAUCUUACUGGAUCCAACGAGUUGGAGAGCUUUCGGCUCAGCUACAAGAGAGCACUGAAUACUGGACAGACAAAAUGAAUGAACUAACCAAGCAAAUUGAGCAUGUUAUUUCAAGUUCAACCAAGAAAUAAUGAUUUCUGAAUUAUUGAAUUCAACAUACGU
This is a messenger RNA of Hemiscyllium ocellatum (epaulette shark), 3892 nucleotides long. RefSeq names its product polyamine-modulated factor 1-binding protein 1-like. Gene Ontology annotation, biological process: spermatogenesis. The coding region runs from base 22 to 3861 and encodes 1279 amino acids. The record is from RefSeq and is a predicted model, not a curated record. The transcript is spliced from 23 exons. NCBI's taxonomy places the organism in Eukaryota, Metazoa, Chordata, Chondrichthyes, Orectolobiformes, Hemiscylliidae.